ACGGCCGGCUUCUUCCCUCUUCAGAAAUCAAGAACCCAACGAAAACAAAGCUACACAUUCUUAGUUGAGACCUUGAGGCAUCAGCAAUGGCCGGAGGAGACGAUCUGAAGCUGCUCGGCAUGUGGUCGAGUCCAUACGUGCUGCGGGUGCAACUCGCUCUCAGCCUCAAGGGCCUGACCUACGAGUGCGUUGAGGAGGACCUCAAGAACAAGAGCGAGCUCCUCCUCAAGUCCAACCCGGUCCACAAAAAGGUCCCCGUGCUGCUCCACAACGGCAGGCCAGUCUGCGAGUCGUCAGUCAUCGUGCAAUACAUCGAUGAGGCCUUCGCUGCCACCGGCCCGUCCCUUCUUCCCGCCGACCCCUACGAGCGUGCCGUCGCUCGCUUUUGGGCCGCCUACAUCGACGACAAGCUGUUAGCCGCGUGGACCAAAGCGUCUAUGGGCAAGACGGAGGAGGAGAUGGCGGAGGGGAAGAAGCUUUCGGACGUCGCGGUGGAGACCCUGGAGGGAGCACUCAAGGGGAAGCCCUUCUUUGGCGGCGACAGCGUCGGGUACUUGGAUGUCAUGCUCGGCGGACUCCUCGGGUGGGUGCGCGCAGCAGAGGAGUUGCAGGGCAUCAAGCACUUCGACCCCGCCAAGACUCCGCUCCUGGCAGCGUGGGCGGAGCGCUUCGGCGCGCUGGACGCGGUCCAGGCGGUCACGCCGGACGUGAACAGGCUGGUCGAGUUCGGCAAGGUGAUGAAGGCGCGGCUCGCGGCUGCAGCAGCCGGUGCAGGCAACUGAGGAAGGAGCGUCUUGAGCAGAUCUGCCCUCUGUUUCAGCUUUUGUUGAUUACGAAAAUAAGGCAGUGUUGUCGUGGAUGUGUCGUGAGUUUUAGUUCAACAAGUAAUUUCUGUAUUGGGUGAUAGUAUUAGAGUAUACGUGGUUUCGUGCAUGUGCUCAAUCUGUCUUCUCCCGGCAUGAGUUCUUCUCCUAGUGAGGUUGCAACUUGCAAGAAUGAAGGACUCCCACAGACACAACGAACUGGUGGUGCACGUUGGUUUA
Phragmites australis (common reed) is the source of this 1043-nucleotide messenger RNA. Its product is annotated as probable glutathione S-transferase GSTU6. Gene Ontology annotation, molecular function: glutathione transferase activity. The record is from RefSeq and is a predicted model, not a curated record. Bases 87 to 782 code for a protein of 231 amino acids. The transcript has 2 exons. Gene Ontology annotation, biological process: glutathione metabolic process. Lineage: Eukaryota; Viridiplantae; Streptophyta; Magnoliopsida; Poales; Poaceae. Gene Ontology annotation, cellular component: cytoplasm.